Messenger RNA from Bemisia tabaci, 1071 nucleotides. RefSeq names its product nicolin-1. The record is from RefSeq and is a predicted model, not a curated record. Gene Ontology annotation, cellular component: nucleoplasm. Lineage: Eukaryota; Metazoa; Arthropoda; Insecta; Hemiptera; Aleyrodidae.
UUUUGACCCACCGUUUCGUCAUCCGUUCCUAUGAUAUUUUGAAUAUAUUUGUCGCUCAUCUCUUGCUCCUGUCUUUCGGAAAACCUAAAAAAUCCUCAGGCUUUCAGAACAAUACCAUUGGGAUACUGUAUGAUGAAAUCACAAUGAGAAAAUCAGGGAGUUAAGUAGCAAAUGGCCGAAUCAUCGGAUGAUGUAGAGCAAAGAGAUAGGCGAUCACUGAGCGAAGGUGACGAGAUCAGAGGGGCAUCUACCUCUACAAGGGGGAGUCAUUUUUUAGCACCAGCCCCAGCUGUCACGCCUGUUAGGCAGAGCGUUGAAUUCAGUGUGAAAGGACCAAUAUCACUUUAUUUAGAAGAGGACCAACCAACCUCACCAGGAUGCGCAGUUCUCGACAUCAUUUUUUCGUUUCCUGCUACGGUCGGAGAGCUGACAUUAAGGAACUACUAUACGCAGUCUCUAUCGCUGUUCGUCCGUUACAGUGACGAGAGUGUUGCAGGGAAGUCUAGCGAGCCAGGAUUUUCGAGUUUCCACGAAAGCGGACCGAGAUUUGCUAAGAAAAAAUGGGUCGUCUCGAUAGAAAGGAAGGAGCUAAUGAAACAUGUACAUUAUGAGCAAGGCAGUCAAGACUUCAUAUCCAUUCCAGCCACAGAAAGCAGCGUAGAGUGGAAAGAUUUGUCGGCUAUCCGGCUGAUUUUGAAGCAGCCCUCAUCCGUUUGGCACACUUUCCAUGUCGAGGAGCUGAAUGUUUACAGAGAUCUUCCAAGAUUUGUUUCCAGAUCUCACUCGCAUGCCAGCUCCGAGCAGUGUCAGCAAAUAAAUAAACUAAUGGCCAUGUUGCGGAAUCAAACCUACGAGGCUCUAACCUGGAGUCCAAAACAAGAUUCAGGAAAUGCUGCAUCUAAAUCUUCACCACGGCUGAGCUUAAGAGAUCACCAAAAGACAGGAGGCUACGAAGUGGUGCUUAUGCCGCCUUAUAACAACUGAGUACUGCACCACUAUCGCAAUGCGAGGAGUAUAAAUUAUCGAUGCUGUUCAAGUGAGUAAUCCAGUUCAGAGACGUUUUCGGCAAGA